Dromiciops gliroides (monito del monte) is the source of this 5809-nucleotide messenger RNA. RefSeq names its product family with sequence similarity 193 member B (gene FAM193B). The transcript has 11 exons. Lineage: Eukaryota; Metazoa; Chordata; Mammalia; Microbiotheria; Microbiotheriidae. The record is from RefSeq and is a predicted model, not a curated record. Gene Ontology annotation, cellular component: cytoplasm; nucleus. The coding region runs from base 2075 to 4399 and encodes 774 amino acids.
AUCCAGGGCCAGUGCUCUAUCCACUGUGCCACCUAGCUGCCCCCACAUUAAUGUUUUGAAGACACUUUUUAUUCUAAACUCCUUUCCAUGGAGUGUCCCCCUUAGAUUUCAGGUUUUUCAUCCAGUUCUAACUUCCCUCUCAAUUUUUGGACCAGAUGACCAGAGAAUCAUAGAACUUUGAGCUAGAAGAGACCUUAGAAAUCAUCUAACAUCAUUGCCUUAUUUUGUAGAUGAGGAAACUGAGAGCCAGAGAGAAGUGAUUUGCUUUUGGUGGCACAGCUACUGGAUGGCCAGAAUCCAAACUUGGUUCUUCUGAUUUGAAAUAUCAUGCUCUUUCCACUAUCUUAUGCUGAUGUUUAAGGUUAUUUUGUGGUCAUUUACAUAUCCAAUGUGUAAUCAUACUAUAGAGGAAGCCCCUGAGAUUUUUUAUGUAGAGACUUACUUCUAUUCAGUUUCUGUUUAGGAUUUAAUCUUCAGAACCUGAGGUCAGAGAUACAAAUUCCAUUAACUUGCCUUUUACUAGGUUUCUGACAGUUCGUCUUACCUGAAUACUUCCUCUGUCCCCCCCUACUUCCAAAGCAAAGAGCCUCAGAAGAAACUGUACCAUUUGCUUCUAUGGGAAAGCAUCUUAAAGACACUUUUCAAAAGAUUAGCCUCCUGAAAUCUAGCUUUCACUUGGGAGCUGUUGCCUGUAAAUACGUGGAAGCAUACUAGGCUCUAAAUGCCCCUCAACUCCACCUUAGUGAAGAAUUUCUUCUGGGUAUGGAAUGGGUUCUAGAAAGGCCAAGGAGCUGUCCUACCUUAGGGAAAGAAGGGCUGGCCUAGUGUCUGUAUCUAUUGUCUGAUUGGGGUAAAGUGGAAGUAGUAACUUAGCUCCCAUUUUUAAAGCCUUUUCCUUUUUCCUUAUUACUACCCUAUGCAGUAGUCAUUACAAGUGUCAUUCCCAUUUUAAAGAUGCAGAAACUAGCACAGAGCAGGGAAAUGACUUGCUAGAAGUAUAUCAAAGUCAGGAUUUGAACCUAGUGUCCUUCUGACUAGUCUAGUGUGUAUCCCACUAGACACUAUCUGGAUUUGGAGUCAGGGUAACUGGAUUUAAAUCCUGGAACUUACUGCCUGUGUGAUCUGAGGCAAGUAACUUACUUGGGCCUCAGUUUUCUUAUUUGUCAAAUAAAGGGGAUGAGAACCAGAUGAUCCUUGAGGACCUUUUCAGCUUUAAAUCCUAUGACCCUAUUGUUUUCGUUUGAAUGCAGGUAUACUAUCAUAUUGUGAUUUCUCUCAACAACUUCCUUUUCCCCCCUCUCCCAAUUCUUAUAGAGCAAUUGGCUAUUACUUACCAGGUAAUUCUUAUAUCUUUCCUAUUUCAAGCCCUUAGCAUUCCAGUUCUCCGUAAUUUUCCCCUUCCUGGGCAUUAGAAUGCCUAGAGUCUUGAUUCAAUCUUGAGAGUUGCCAAGUCUGUGCCUUUCCUGACCACAAUAUUCUUCACUCCCUUGGAAAAUAGGAAAUGGAGACACAAAGUGAGUGCAUGACUUGUUGUUUGUCCUCGAAGAGGACCAGUGACAGCAGGGGGAUGAUGUUUUGACUUGCAAGUGAAGUGGAUUCAAGGGAGGCAGAGUUGAGCAAAGCUUCGAAGCUAAGAUGUAUAGCAGUGAACAUCUAUUGCAUCUUUUGGCCACAACCACAGCUACUCAUAAAGACUGUCUAUUCAGGCAUGGAAGGUUUGUGAUCUGCAAUCAGGGGAUGGAGCACCCACACUGAUGAAAUCAUGGAUCUUUUGAAGAUUUGAAGUAAGGGCCCUACAAAAGUUGAAAAUGCAGGCAAGAUGGAACCAGAAUGAGCGUCAGGGCUGAAUCUUGGGUGAGAACUUGGGAAGAUCUUCGAAGUAUCUGAUAUUCACCAGAACCUAGACUAGGAGGUUCUCCCAACUUCUAACCAGUCAGUGCAGACUUGCUGCUUGCUUUGUCAUCGGGAGCGCAAAGACUGGGGAGGCCCUUCCCACAAUGGGCUGGUCUCCUCCUCUGGGGAGAAGCUUCCACCUGACUUUGUGCCAACGAUCGUGCAGAAUCUGCUGGGAGAGAUGCCUCUAUGGAUCUGUCAGAGCUGCCGAAAGAGUGUGGAGGAUGAGGAAAGGAAGGCCCUUCAAGAACAGCCCCUGUCGGUCUCAUUAUCACACACGUCUUGCAAGUCACAGUCUUGUGGGGGUGGCUCCCACUCUUCUUCCUCUUCUUCUUCCUCGUCAUCAUCGUCGUCGUCCUCAUGCCAUGGGAACUCAGGGGACUGGGAUCCCAGCUCGUUCCUGUCUGCACACAAACUCUCAGGCCUCUGGAACUCCCAGCAGGCUGGCGGUACCAUGCAGGGCUCCUCGAUUGGGGGCCCUCCUGCUGCACCUGGUGAGGCCUUCCACUCCUCUGAACAUCACCGGCACUCAGACCUCACCGCCCCCCCCAACAGCCCCACUGGCCAUCCCCAACCACCAGCAUCACUGAUCCCUGCUCACCCAGGACCCUUUGGAUCUCCACCCCAUGCCCACCUAACCCCUACCGCCCAGACAGCACCUUUCCCCACACCUAUCCCCAACAAUCAUGCUCCAGUGCCCAAGACACCUUCUGAGUCACCUGUCGCUGCCGCUGCCAUGGCUGCCCCACAUAGCCCAGCACCAUGUAAGAGCCCUCACCUAUCCUCUGCCAACAUGCCGCUUCUGAAGAUGCCUCCUCCACUCUCAGGGUGUAAUCACCCCUGCAACGGGCACUGCACUGGGUCUCUGGUCCCUCAAGCUGCUUCACAUCAGCUUCCCAGCACUAACAGAGACCCUGGAUGCAAGGGGCACAAGUUUACAAAUGGUACUGGCUGCCACCCACCACAGUCAUGUGAUGCAGAUGAGGGGCUGGGAGAGGAUGAGGACAGCAGCUCAGAACGAAGCUCCUGCACCUCAUCCUCCACUACUCAGAAAGAUGGGAAGUUCUGUGACUGCUGCUACUGCGAGUUCUUCGGACACAACGCGCCCCCCGCUGCCCCGACAAGUCGCAACUACGCUGAGAUCCGAGAGAAGCUGCGCUCACGGCUGACAAAGAGGAAAGAGGAACUGCCCCAGAAGAUGGGCCUGGCAGGGAGUGGCCCAGGCGAACCAGCUGUGGACCAUCGUGAUGUGGAUGAACUCCUGGACUACAUCAACAGUACUGAACCCAAACCCUUCAACAGUGCCAAGGCAGCCAAGCGAGCUCGUCACAAACUGAAGAAGAAGGAGAAAGAGAAAGCCCAGCUAGAAGCCGAGGGCUCUAAGCGUGCCGAUCGAAGCUCUGUGGCUAGUCAGGGUGCAGAGCCAGCCGGGGAGAAACUCUUGGAGUGGCCACAGCUUGAACUGGAGCGGGUCAACAGCUUCCUGACCAGUCGCCUGCAGGAGAUCAAGAACACCAUAAAGGAGUCCAUCCGAGCCAGCUUCAGUGUUUAUGACCUUAAUUUGGAUGUGAAUGACUUUCCUAAAAAGGCAGCCAUGUUGGAGCAGAGGGACCUUCUUUCCCGCCUCAAUGGCUCAUCUGACCUGCAGGAAAUUGGCCUAGAUCUCUCACCUUUGACUUUGGGUUCCUCCCAGAACCACACACUACACUCCCCCAGUGAGCUGGGCCCACCCCAGGAUGAGAGAGUGCCUCUUCCCCCACCUCCCACCACUGAGAAUGGACUACUUAAAAGACUUAGUGCUGUGCCCAACCUCUCCCGGAUGAUCUGGGUUCAGUCCCCUAAGGCUGCUGACUCAGCCCCUGAAGGGCUGGGCCGGAAUGUGAAAGAUGCUGUCUCCAUUAAUGGGCCUGAGCUCCCUGAACCCCCACCUGGAGGAGGGGGGAGGCAAAAGAAGAAUAAGAGGCAAAACAGUCAGACUAAGAAAAGCGAUACAUACGCAAUCCCUGGGCAUCAGGCCAAGCUGGAGAGCCCCCCCACAAAGGGACAGGCUUCAGGAGGCAGGCAGGCAGCCAAGGGCCUGGAGCCCCCAGAAGGGCCCCGUGGGAGCCGGUCUGGACAGAACUGGGCUUGGAGUGCCAAGGCUGAGAAAGGAAGCUUGUGGAGAAGUCGGAAGAGUGAGGCCAAGACGGACCGGCCAGAGCAGGAAUCCGUGCAGCCUCCUGGCCCGGGACAUGGGCCACUCGGGAGCCCAGCUGGGCUGGGGACCUCACCACAGACCAAGGGAAAGCACAGGAAGAACCGGAACAAGAUGGAAAAAUCAACCACCUCUCUGGAUGAUGUGUUCCUGCCCAAGGAUGUGGACGGAGUAGAGAUGGAUGAGACAGACCGGGAAGUGGAAUACUUCAAGAGGUUCUGCCUGGACUCUGCAAAGCAGACGCGUCAAAAAGUGGCUGUGAACUGGACCAACUUCACCCUCAAGAAAAUCACUUCCAGCGCAGCUCAGUGAGCCCCUGCCUGGUCCACACUGAACUAUUCUUCUCCAGAUGGUCGUAGCUCUUGGUAUUGGCUGAAUGUCUGGAGAGAAAGUACUUUCCCUCCCCCCUCCUGCCCUCACGGUGGCUCUGUCAUUCAUACCUGUCCACUUGCCACUUGACCACCUAAGAACCCCUCUCCCCCGGAUGAACCAAAACCUGGAUUGACACUGAGCUGUGAUGGAAACAAACUCUGGAUCUUCGAAAAGCCGAUUUCUGGUGCUAUCCAGCCUCCACAUUUGGGAGCCCGGACUGGGACGGGCUACUCCCCCAGGGCACUGUGGGGCGAAGGAGCUGGUGGAUUUGCCUGCCCAGCGCUUCUCUCUGUGUUUGGUUUUUUUUAUUCUUACUUUUGAUACUGUGAAGAUCUUUCAUGCUGAAAGAUUAAAUGACAUUUGGACACAGGCAGUGUGCACAGUGAUUUGUUCAACAUGCUUAGGAUCAGACCAGGCCAAGGUUUGCUGCAGGCCAAGGCUUGAUGGGCCUUUGUGGGGCCAAGGGGGCAACAGGGGUCCCACCAUCCAUCCUCCCAAUGCUGGGUGUAGGGGUGGGGACCACUGGAUGUCUAAAACCUACUUCAUCUCCAGUGGCUACUUUUGUUUCUUUACCAGCUCUCCUUGGUGUCUACACUACAACAAUCUUGGCCUCCUUUUUCAGCAUUCUCUAAAUGGAGGGGAUUGCUGAACUCUGUGAUGGAGCCACAUGUGUCACCAUGAGUUAAGAGCUGUUAAGAAGCUGGCUGGGGAGUGGGAUGAGAGUGGGGGAUGGGGAGAAGCUCAGAAUCAUUAAAAACACAGCAUGGUUUCUCAAACAAAAUCCAGCCUGCUCUCCUGAAUUCUGGGGUACAGUUCACUGUUAUCUCCUUUCAUUCAUUCAGCAAGCAUACUUAACAGUAAAACAACAACAGAAUCUGCCCCUGCACAUGAGAGAAUGUAAAUUCCUACCAGGAAGAUACGACACUUAUUUAGAUAAUUUUAUACACGAUGUUUGAGGAGGGUGGAACACUGAGAACAAGAGCAGGGGCCCUGACCAUGUUAUCUUGACUGAUAAAUCAGCUCAGCGGGCUGUUGCUGGUCCACAUGGAUAUCAUUCUGGUUAAUGACCAUUUUCCUCAAAAGUGACUUUUUUCAGUGUGGAUAGUUAGACCAGCCUCCUAUCAUUCUGGAUUUUAUUACUGAGGAGCCUUUGCUUCAGCUAAUUAUUGAUGAAGAUUGUUUAGAACUCACCCACUGUCAAAAAAUCCCUUCUGGACUCUGCAGAGGCCACCUCUUUCAUGACACUGUCAAACAGCUAUGGAGAGCAUAGGUCUGUUCUAUAACCUCAAUCAAUAUUAACACUCAGUGAGUCAUUAAACAAAGUUAUGUAAUCUUAUCUCAUUUUAUACA